UUGCAUACGCAACGCUUCGACCCAGGAAAUGCUACUGGAACCAGGCAAUGGAGGCGAGACCAGUAACAAAGGAAUGUUAAGAAUGUUCUGUGCCUGCCACUCCCCCACAACCUUUGGCUGACAACGUCAGUGGUGACGAUGCAGGCGUGAUGGGUUCUUUGUCUACAUCAUCCGCAUUCAUGAAGAACACGGCAGGGAAACAGUGUCUCGGUACCGAUCACUCGGCCCGUAUGAUAACAACCGAGCAAAGCAAAGAAAAAAAGAUAAGGCUAUAAGAUGUUUCGGGUAGAAAUGUAUGGUUCAUGAUGACAUCUGGAGAAAGAGAAGUGUGUGGUUGCAGGAAAAGGAGAAAGUAGAAAAGAGUCAAGGACGAGCAAGUCAUUACGCACCUACCUCUAAAGUCCCUCCUUCCACUUUUUCCAAGCAAAAUACCAGAACAACAGGAAAUCCACAAUGGUCCCCUUUUUCUACCCACGCAAAGGCCAAAAGCCUCGUCUCCCACACUCCAACGCCUUCGAACAUACCCAGAAACACACCCGCCACACCUCAUCAACAUCAGAAACCUCCACAACCUCAUCCACAGACUCAGAACCACACACACUAUCCGGUGCCGCAGAUCUGUGCUCCUACACAGCGAAUAUGCGCCGCUGGACACUCGACCAACUCCAUACCUCCUUCCCUAGUCUCCCCUCAACACCUUCUCGUGGCUUAUCUUAUACCUCCAACACUGCAAUUUCGAAUGUCAUAUCUCCUCUGUACCCUACAAAUUCUUCGUUGUAUAAUUGCAGUAUCAGGACUCCGAGGCUUGGGGCUAGUGGUAACGGAGAGGAUGGCGAGGCGAUGGGGGAUGUGGGUACUACACCUUGUAAUACACCGAGGAAUAGAGGGUUGAGGAGGAGAAGUACGGUCGUUGCCACCAAGAGGGGAAGGGUCAGAGAAGAGGUUCCGGCCGAGGGGAAAAGUCAGGCUAGAUUGAGACCAGUGGAGAUGAUUAGGAGUCUGAGUUGCGGUGGUUGAGUUCUGAGUAUCGAGAUUGAACGGGUCUUGAUGCUGUUGUUCCCAACGUGGUCGACUGUUUUCUCGGUGUCGAAGUCA
Messenger RNA from Aureobasidium subglaciale EXF-2481, 1095 nucleotides. RefSeq lists its product as uncharacterized. The transcript has a single exon. The record is from RefSeq and is a predicted model, not a curated record. The coding region runs from base 296 to 892 and encodes 198 amino acids. Lineage: Eukaryota; Fungi; Ascomycota; Dothideomycetes; Dothideales; Saccotheciaceae.